Messenger RNA from Drosophila mauritiana, 1882 nucleotides. RefSeq names its product tubulin gamma-1 chain (gene gammaTub23C). The record is from RefSeq and is a predicted model, not a curated record. Gene Ontology annotation, cellular component: spindle; nucleus; centrosome. Bases 165 to 1592 code for a protein of 475 amino acids. The transcript is spliced from 3 exons. Gene Ontology annotation, biological process: mitotic sister chromatid segregation; mitotic cell cycle; cytoplasmic microtubule organization. Lineage: Eukaryota; Metazoa; Arthropoda; Insecta; Diptera; Drosophilidae. Gene Ontology annotation, molecular function: structural constituent of cytoskeleton; GTP binding.
CUUUCACAAAAUUGUCCAAUUGUGUUGUACGUCCCGCUGUGGGAUUUUUUAAAAAUUGUGUUAUAAUUCGACGAUUAUUUAGUUGUGUUAUAUUCAAUUUCCAGUAAUUUGACCUUAAACGAGAAAUUUUACUUGACGACUCUGGCCGGAAACAACGCACCACAAUGCCAAGUGAAAUAAUUACUCUGCAGCUUGGGCAGUGCGGAAAUCAAAUUGGAUUUGAGUUCUGGAAAAGAUUGUGCCUGGAGCAUGGCAUCUCCCCUAGCGGCGUGCUGGAGGACUUUGCCAAUGAUGGCUUGGACCGCAAGGAUGUGUUCUUCUACCAGGCGGACGACGACCACUACAUACCCCGCGCGGUGCUCCUUGACUUGGAGCCGAGGGUGAUCAAUACCAUAAUGGGUUCGGUCUACUCCAAGCUCUACAAUCCGGAAAAUGUGUACCUAUCCAAGCACGGAGGUGGCGCGGGCAACAACUGGGCCUCCGGCUAUAGCCAGGGCGAAAAGCUGCAAGAAGAGGUAUUCGACAUCAUCGACCGUGAGGCCGAUGGGAGCGAUUCGCUGGAGGGCUUUAUACUUUGCCACUCGAUUGCUGGCGGGACAGGCUCGGGAAUGGGGUCCUUCAUCAUGGAGCGCCUGGCGGACCGCUAUCCCAAGAAACUUAUCCAAACAUUCAGUGUGUUUCCCAAUCAGGACGAGAUCAGUGAUGUAGUGGUGCAGCCAUACAACUCCAUGCUCACUCUAAAACGUUUGACCACCGCUGCGGACAGUGUGGUUGUCCUGGACAACACUGCUCUUAAUCGUAUUGCCUGCGAUCGCUUGCACAUUCAGAAUCCCAGCUUUUCGCAGAUCAACAACCUGGUCUCCACCAUAAUGAGCGUCAGCACCACUACGCUGAGGUAUCCAUCCUACAUGAACAACAAUCUCAUUGGGCUGACGGCUCCUUUAAUCCCGACACCACAGCUGCAUUUUCUCAUGACUGGCUACACGCCGCUGACUAGCGAUUCGGAUAUAAAUACCCAGCAGCAGGUUAAUGUGCGAAAGACUACUGUUCUAGAUGUAAUGCGGCGUCUGUUGCAGCCCAAGAACAUGAUGGUGUCCACAGGUCCGGACAAGUCAAAUCAUCACUGCUACAUCUCCAUUCUAAACAUUAUCCAGGGCGAGGUGGAUCCCACUCAAGUGCACAAGUCGCUGCAGCGCAUCCGCGACCGCAAGAUGGCCCAGUUCAUUCCCUGGGGCCCCACCUCUAUCCAGGUGGCCCUUUCCCGCUCAUCGCCCUACGUGCAGAGCAACCAUCGAGUGUCCGGACUGAUGCUGGCCAACCACACCAGCAUCUGCUCACUGUUCGAGCGGGCUCUCAAUCAGUAUGACAAGCUUCGCAAGCGCGGCGCCUUUCUUGACCAGUUUCGACGCGAGGACAUCUUCAAGGACGACCUCAAUGAGCUGGACGAAUCUCGCGAAACUGUUGACUGCCUGGUACAAGAGUAUGAGGCAGCCACCCGUGAGGAUUACAUGCAGUUUUCAGUGAAGCGGGGUAAUGGGCAAGCUGACUCCAAGUCGGAGGAUAGUCGAUCUAAGACCAGCGCCGGUUCCUAGUUCGCUUGUGCCAGAAGUAUCGCGUGCCAUGCAUCUUCACCAAUGUAUUUUAAUAUGUAAUAUUCUCCAAUGACGAUGGGAUUCGAAAUCCUUAAUUAGUAAAAAGACGAUUGUUGGUAAGACUCGCAUGUAUUAAACGCUGUUUCGUCUUUUACGAUAUUUAACGAUCGUAUUUCCCUUGUUGCACAAUUACACAUGAGAAUUCCCUAUCAAAUGUUCAAUAUAUGACACAUUAUAUAAUAAAGAGUUUUAAAAUGUGGUAGUGAGUGUUUAUUGAGAAGCACAUUACA